Messenger RNA from Botrytis byssoidea, 654 nucleotides. RefSeq lists its product as uncharacterized. The transcript has a single exon. The coding region runs from base 1 to 654 and encodes 217 amino acids. NCBI's taxonomy places the organism in Eukaryota, Fungi, Ascomycota, Leotiomycetes, Helotiales, Sclerotiniaceae. The record is from RefSeq and is a predicted model, not a curated record.
AUGGACGCCAAAAUAGCCGCAACUGACCCACCAAUAAAGACAGAACCUUGGGUCAAAUUUUCAUCGGAGGAAGCAUGCUUUAUUCGCAAGCAGCCCCUUGACAAUCUCACCAAUGAUUCCAAUACCUGUAAACUUCCGGUAAUCACAACUGUCAUCGAGUCAGAAAACAAAAGCACCAGACAAAGCAGUGAAAAUACCAGUCUCAAGAAAUUUCCCGUCGAACUUAUCGCCAAGAUUCUCAGAUUUGCCUGCACCACGAACUCUCAUCAUGAGACCCUCCCGAUGUGCAUACUCAAGAUCAAGACUGAGAACCAAGGAGGCGGCAUUAGAUAUUGUUCUGCACAUUCAUAUAAGGUCUGCGGGAAGGGAAAAGAAAUCCAGACAUACAGAGCUCUGAAGAUAACAUGUGCUAGCUUCCGCAAUAUCAUCGACGCCACAGAUAUUCUUUUCAAAGACAACACAUUUGAAUUUCGUUCAUUUGUGGAACUGGUCAUCUUGAAUACUCUCACCUCCAAGCAACGCAAUGCUAUUAAAUCAAUCUACUUGACUGAUAAUUCAGACGGGUUUGUGACGGGAGGUCCCAGCGUUCCUCAGGGCAGCCCGAGCCGUGUUUCUCCCGCUCACCGUCUGCAAGAUGUAGAAGCCGGAUAUUAA